UUCCAUACCGUAACCGGAACCAGUCGCCGCGGUAUAUAGAGCCACCACGUUUCGGCGGCCGCCGCAUUGCUGAACUGCAACGGACUCGACUUGCCUGCGGCUGGACUGCUAACAAGCAUUUGCCAAAAAAAAAUAAAUAAAUAAAUUUAAAAAAAUAAAACACAUUUAAGGAAGAAUAAAAAAUUGGAAAAAAAAAAAUCAAAAAUCUUAAAAAUUUUUUGGUUUGUUUAUCGCCCGCAAUCGCACUCGCAUCUCGUAUCUCUCUCUCUCAAUCGGUCGGUUGCCGUUUCCCAAAGUUGAACGGACGAACAAAAAUAUGGAAAGCCCACAGAAGCAGCAACAACAACAACAGCAACAGACACCGGCGGUGGCAAAGUUGAACGGCUUCCUGGAGGCCACCAAGGAAACAACGGGUGCAAUAGACGAACAGCUGCAGGAUGGUCUCAGCUGCCGGGAGCUCUUCCAGAAUGGCGAGGGCUUGACCUACAAUGAUUUUCUCAUAUUACCCGGCUACAUAAAUUUCAUCGCCGAGUCUGUCGAUCUGAGUUCUCCCCUCACGAAGGCCAUAACCCUGAGGGCUCCACUGGUUAGCUCGCCCAUGGACACGGUAACCGAAUCGGAGAUGGCCAUAGCCAUGGCGCUGUGUGGUGGCAUUGGCAUCAUCCAUCACAACUGCACGCCGGAAUACCAGGCGUUGGAGGUGCACAAGGUUAAGAAGUACAAGCACGGCUUCAUGCGUGAUCCUUCGGUGAUGUCGCCCACAAAUACGGUGGGUGAUGUCCUUGAGGCACGACGUAAAAAUGGCUUCACCGGCUAUCCGGUCACUGAGAAUGGCAAACUUGGUGGUAAACUCCUUGGAAUGGUAACAUCACGUGAUAUUGAUUUCCGUGAGAAUCAACCGGAGGUCCUUCUAAGGGAUAUUAUGACCACAGAACUGGUAACUGCCCCCAAUGGGAUUAAUUUGCCAACGGCGAAUGCUAUUCUGGAGAAGAGCAAGAAGGGCAAGCUGCCGAUCAUUAAUCAGGCUGGGGAACUGGUCGCCAUGAUUGCUAGGACGGAUUUGAAGAAGGCACGUUCCUAUCCGAAUGCCUCCAAGGACUCCAAUAAGCAGUUGUUGGUGGGCGCCGCCAUCGGAACGAGGGUGGAGGACAAGGCACGUCUCCAACUCCUGGUGGCCAAUGGUGUGGAUGUCAUUGUACUGGACUCGUCGCAGGGCAAUUCCAUCUACCAGGUGGAGAUGAUCAAGUAUAUUAAGGAGACCUAUCCGGAACUGCAGGUUAUCGGAGGAAAUGUGGUGACUCGGGCCCAGGCCAAGAACCUCAUCGAUGCCGGCGUGGAUGGACUGCGAGUGGGCAUGGGCUCUGGAUCCAUUUGCAUUACCCAGGAGGUGAUGGCCUGUGGCUGUCCCCAGGCCACGGCCGUCUACCAGGUCUCCACCUACGCUCGACAGUUUGGUGUUCCGGUGAUAGCUGAUGGUGGGAUUCAAUCCAUUGGACAUAUUGUGAAGGCUUUGGCUCUGGGAGCCAGUGCUGUGAUGAUGGGCUCCCUGCUGGCUGGCACAUCCGAAGCACCCGGCGAAUACUUCUUCUCCGAUGGCGUGAGAUUGAAGAAGUACCGAGGCAUGGGCUCCCUGGAGGCGAUGGAGCGGGGUGAUGCCAAGGGUGCUGCCAUGUCGCGUUACUACCACAACGAGAUGGACAAGAUGAAGGUGGCCCAGGGUGUCAGUGGUAGUAUUGUGGACAAGGGCAGUGUCCUGCGAUAUCUGCCCUAUCUGGAGUGCGGUCUCCAGCACAGUUGUCAGGACAUCGGUGCCAAUUCAGUGGCCAAGUUGAGGGACAUGAUCUACAAUGGACAGCUGCGAUUCAUGAAGCGCACUCAUUCCGCCCAGCUGGAGGGCAAUGUCCAUGGUCUCUUCAGUUACGAGAAGCGUCUCUUCUAACAUACACCCAUGGCUGGUGGGACAGUUUGUGGUAGUGGUGGUGGUGGUGGUGGUGGUGGUGGUGGUGUCCAGCAUCCUGUCCAGCAGCAACAACAAGGACAUCGUAGACAGCAACAGCAUCGCCACAGAUCAGGACGAGCUAGUACUCAACCCGAUUAUGCCCGACUAUUCGAUCGAAAGUGAAAAGAAAAUCCAGAUCCAAUUGAACCAGUUUUUUUUAGAUUUAAGAAACAUGUUUUUUGAAACAUACAGAUUCCCCCCCACCCCCUUUUAUAUAAUUUCCGAUUCGAAUGUGUAUACCAUUUAAUAUCCAUAAAGAUAUAGAAUCCAUAGGAACUUAAGUGUUUACAGGCGAUCUUGAUCUGUUUAGAAUUGUAUGUAAACUAUAUGAAAUACAUAUAUAUAUAUAUGAUAUAUGAUAUAUAUUGUAUAUCCUUAUCCAUUAUCCAUAUUCUUAUCCGCUAUAUGUAUAUAGAUGUUGAAACUCUCUAUUUGUAUAGUGUUUUUGGAUAUAAAGUUGGAUAUAUUUCAAGUUUUAAGCACCUCUUUAUGCCAAAAUUUAUUAAAUGUCAAAUUGAAAUAUGACAGAAAAUGGAA
Molecule: messenger RNA, 2536 nt
Organism: Drosophila ananassae
Lineage: Eukaryota; Metazoa; Arthropoda; Insecta; Diptera; Drosophilidae
Gene: ras
Product: inosine-5'-monophosphate dehydrogenase
Exons: 6
Coding region: 317-1939 (540 amino acids)
Biological process (GO): GTP biosynthetic process
Cellular component (GO): cytoplasm
Molecular function (GO): IMP dehydrogenase activity
Source: RefSeq, a predicted model, not a curated record